Lathyrus oleraceus (garden pea) is the source of this 1726-nucleotide messenger RNA. RefSeq lists its product as uncharacterized. The record is from RefSeq and is a predicted model, not a curated record. Bases 97 to 1491 code for a protein of 464 amino acids. NCBI's taxonomy places the organism in Eukaryota, Viridiplantae, Streptophyta, Magnoliopsida, Fabales, Fabaceae. The transcript has 9 exons.
GUACUUUUUCGUCAGCCAUUGGUCUCAAAUUCUGAUAAAGAAAAUAAUAGAAAGGUCUUUUUCUCUGAUCUCUCAAACCCCAUAACUUUUCGACAAAUGGGUGUGGUUGAAUGUCCUCGGCGGUGGCUAUGGCGGUGCUUCCUUUUAUUCAUCGGAAUAACAACCGUUUCAACCACCGUAACCGCUUCCGAGACUCACAAAAACCGCGAAAACCUCGUGUCAAGAAUUGCCUUUGGAUCAUGUUCUAACCAAAGUGCUCCUCAGCCUAUAUGGGAUGCAGUGGCAGACUUCAAUCCUCAAAUAUUUAUAUUGAUGGGAGAUAACAUUUACGGAGACAUCAAACGGCCUUUUAAAAUUUUUGGACGAGAGAGGACUAUUGGGCCAUGGAAGAAUGUUCCGCGAUUUCUUCCUGCCUCUGAGCAGGAAAUGGAGGCUAAAUAUCAGAAGGCUAAGUCUAAUCCUGGCUAUGCUCGGGUUAAAGAGAGUGCCGAGGUUAUUGGAACAUGGGAUGAUCACGACUAUGGAUUAAACGAUGCAGGAAAAGAAUUUCAUAAAAAAAAGACCAACCAAAAGUUACUUCUUGAUUUCUUGGAUGAACCUCAAGAUAGCCCAAGACGGAAACAGGCCGGUGUCUAUGCCUCAUAUACAUAUGGUCCCAUGGGAAAAGAUGUCAAGGUCGUACUCUUAGAUACCAGAUACCACAGAGAUCCUGUAGGAAGCGACGGAACCAUUUUGGGGGAUUCACAAUGGUCAUGGUUGGAGAGAGAGUUAAACGGUCCACCAACAGCCAUUACCAUAAUUGGAUCUUCUAUUCAGGUUAUAUCGAAUCUAUCAGCAACUCUUCAACCGUUGGUCGCAAUGGAAUCAUGGGGUCGUUUUCCAAAGGAAAGAGAUCGCCUUUUCAAAUUAAUAGCUGAUAGUAAGCGGGGUGGAGUAUUAUUUAUAAGCGGAGAUGUUCACUUCGGCGAAAUUACAAGAUAUGACUGUGCUUCGGACUAUCCACUAUUUGAUAUAACCUCAAGCGGGCUUACUCAAUCAGUCGAGAGCGUUGUUCCGCGUUUCUUGCAUCCUCUGGUGAGAUUUUAUGCAUGGUUUACGCCGUCUACAAUGAGAGUUAAGGGGCCAAAUUGCAAAUACAAAUCCUGUGUAUAUGGCCAGCCAAACUUUGGAACCAUUGAAAUAGAUUGGGACUCUCACCCCGUGAGUGUGAAAUUCGGAAUCCGGGACAAGGAAGGGGUCGCUGUUACAGGUGUCAAUAUUUCGUUAUUGGAAUUACAUCCAUCGAAAUCAGAGACUCUUGACAAAGUAAAAACAGGAGAUAAUCAAAGGCAUUGCACUCUCGAAACUAGUUUGCCGUGGAUUAAAAGAUAUCGCAUAGCGAUCUUAUUUUAUUUUACGAUAUCUGUGUUGCUUCUUGCAAUAUUGACAGGGCUUUCUUGUGCUUGUCUCUCGAUUUUUCGACUUGGAGGAUGCAAAAGAAAGCACGAAUGACAUAGUUAGAUGAAUACACAAUCAGCAAAGGGAGCAUGUGUAGUAUUUUCCCCUUUAUAGAUUCAACCGUAUUACUAAUUAUUAUAGAUUAAUAAGAUAUAGAGUAUUCUUCUACUGUUUUCACUAGUUGGUACAGUUAGUAGUUAGUGUGUUUGAUUUUGAUUUUGAUUUGAAAUGUUUAUACAAGUUUAGUAUUAUCCUUUUUUAUUUAAUGAUUGAACUGUUUGAUAUGAUC